AUUCACGAACACAGACUCGAGCUUAGACCACAUAACAAACAAGAAUCUUAGCACAGCUAAGCGCUGUACUGUUCUUGCGCUUUACACUCAAAUAAUUCGACUUUUUCGAAGAAUGCUUGUGUAUAUAUGCUUUCUAUGUUCAUUCAGAAAAGCUAUGCAAAUUUACAGCUAACCAACUGCUCAGAACUUGGUUUCCAUUAUAUAAUUAUUCAUUUAUUUGAUGGUUAGUUUGAAUGUAUUUACGAAAGUGAAUCAAAACUAAACCGGAAUUCAGAUUGAGAUGAUGUCCCCGGUACAAACAUGAAGUUGGUUUGUGAAAUGAUUUGUAACUAGAUGAUUCAAUGAUUAAUGAAAGAAUAAUUGCAUCAUACCGUAGUGUUGAGUAAAAUUAUUGUUAGCUUCAGUGCUGGAAUAGAGGAAUUAUUGUUGUGGGCCCAUCGCUUUAGUUUAGUUGCUUUAAAAUAAAUUUUACACACUUUUAAGUUUGAGUAAAUUCCAAAUUGAAUUUUCAAGUAAUUAAUUUUCAGAAAAAGGAAACUUUUGUUGUUGCAAUUUCAAUUUUAGACGGUUAGAGAGUCUUCUUCCUCGUUUAAAGUAUAUCUAAAAAGUAUUUGCAAUUUGAAAUUUAAGCCAAAAGUAGCGAAAAUUAAUUAAACUGAAAAAAGUAGAUUGGAAACGCCGUCGUAGCGACAUAUCUUUCGAACAAAUGGCCAAAUGGAAACAUGUGAGUCGCCGUUUUCAUUCUGUUGUGUCACACUUUUAAAAGCUGUCUUUACUCUCUCAGAGAAUCUCUCGAGAGAGGAGAAGAAAAUGGAGAAAGCGUUAACGAAAGUGACGAGCUUCAAAGUGGGAGGCUCAUGGAUCUCGAAGAAAGCCAAAGAAGAGCUCUCUAACAUCACCACUGACCUCACUACGACAUUCUCUAGUACCGUUGAAGAAAAAGCCAAAUGGGUUUUCAACAAACUUAAAGGAAAACCACUCAAAAGCUUACCAGAUCUUCUCAGAGAAUACAACUUACCACCGGGACUCUUCCCACAAAACAUAAUCUGCUACGAAUUCGAUGAUACAAAGAACAAACUCACCGUCUUCUUCUCUACACCAUGUGAAGUCACAUUCAAAGAUGGAUCAGCCAUAAGAUACGCGACACGCGUGAAAGGGAUUUUGCUUAGAGGGAAACUGAUGGGUGUUGAAGGAAUGAAGACCAAAGUGUUGGUUUGGGUUAAAGUCACGACAAUCUCAGUCGAGAGCUCGAAAUCAGACAAGCUAUGGUUCACUGCCGGUGUCAAGAAGUCUCGAUCUAAGAGUGUUUAUGAUAUCCCUCAUGACGCUAUCAAAGUCGUUGGGGAGUUCUAAAGAAGGGUUAUUUGAUUCAUGAAUUUUAUAUUGGUUAUUUGGUUAUUAUUUGCAUCUUGGGAAGAGGUAUAUAUAUAACGCUCAUUUUUCUUACA
This is a messenger RNA of Raphanus sativus (radish), 1448 nucleotides long. RefSeq lists its product as uncharacterized. The record is from RefSeq and is a predicted model, not a curated record. The transcript has 3 exons. NCBI's taxonomy places the organism in Eukaryota, Viridiplantae, Streptophyta, Magnoliopsida, Brassicales, Brassicaceae. The coding region runs from base 715 to 1353 and encodes 212 amino acids.